AUGGACCGACGUAGGUCCACCUUUGGCCCAGAUGGACUGUUCCCAGGGUAUGCUAAUGCAAUAACAUACGGUUCACCAUCAAACCAAGAUGGAACCCCUUAUACCGUAUCUCUAGAGAUAAAAGAUGGCACUGAUCCUACCGGAAACACAUGGGUCCACAGAUGCAAUGGAGGCUGGAUGAAAUUUGACCUUACAACUGCUAUCGAUUCUACAACACACAACGGUUUGUGGGUCGUCACUGCUGCCAGGUGUUUCGAUGUAUACCAGCAACCGUCUGAUUGGAGGGCAAAGAUUGGGGCGAGAUCGAAUGGAGAUACAACCGGAGUCUCGACCGAGUCAAUCAGAUACAUCCUAAGACACCCGACAUCAGACAUCGCUUUAGUUAAGUUAUCCAGGAGACCAUCAGAAUUGUCUCCAAACAGAUUUAUGUUAAACUUUCCGCAAAGCGCCAACCAUGCUGCAACCAACCGGAGCUGUGUACUAUCCGGCUGGGGGAUUACAGAUAGUUUACUAACAGAUAACUAUGAAAACCUGCCUCAGGAACAAUAUCAAGGCACGGUCACUGGUAUCACACGCUCCUGGUGUAGAAGUCAGUAUUAUCCAUCAAUAGAUGACGCCACUUUCCCCAGUGAUGUUAUUUGUACAACUGCCCAAUAUGGCUGUAAUAACUGCGCUGAUACUGGACCAUUCCCCAGUCCUUGUAAAUCGUAUGACUAUGGGACACCUCUGGCAUGUAUCUACGGUAACGAAGCCAUUAUCUUAGGAGUAGGAACUGCACAAGAUGACUCCCAAAGUUGCGGUGAUGCCUUCGCUGGUCAAUCUAUCCCACCUAUCUGGGUCUCAAUAAGUACUUACUGGACGUGGAUUAGAAACACUGUCAAUAUCAAUUAAUGUUUAAUGCCAACUCUAACGUCGUUUAACUAUGUAUACAUAUAGGGGUAACAUAAAUAUACAAAAUAAAUAUUUUAUACAUUAUAAUCGAAUC
Molecule: messenger RNA, 985 nt
Organism: Owenia fusiformis
Lineage: Eukaryota; Metazoa; Annelida; Polychaeta; Sabellida; Oweniidae
Source: the annotation of a GenBank genome assembly